Molecule: messenger RNA, 924 nt
Organism: Sphaerodactylus townsendi
Lineage: Eukaryota; Metazoa; Chordata; Lepidosauria; Squamata; Sphaerodactylidae
Product: olfactory receptor 10G6-like
Exons: 1
Coding region: 1-924 (307 amino acids)
Biological process (GO): G protein-coupled receptor signaling pathway
Cellular component (GO): membrane
Molecular function (GO): G protein-coupled receptor activity; olfactory receptor activity
Source: RefSeq, a predicted model, not a curated record
AUGGACUGCGAAAAUCAGACUUCAUUGACUGAGUUUGUCCUCACUGGGUUUCCGUACCCCUCACACCUGAGGGGUCCUUUAUUCAUCUUCUUCUUGCUUGUCUAUUUGUUGACACUCUUGGGAAACCUUGUGAUCCUGUUGGUUGUGGUGUUCAGUUCCCAGCUCCACAAACCCAUGUACUGGUUCCUUUGCCAUUUGUCAUGCUUGGAUCUGGCCGUCUCCUCUGUGGUGGUUCCCAAAAUCAUUGCUGGGUUUUUGGAGAACGGCGGGCGCCUCUCCUUCGGAGGCUGUGUGUCCCAGCUCUUCUUCUUCCACUUCCUGGGCUGUGCGGAAUGCUUCCUGUACACCCUGAUGGCGUACGACCGCUUCCUGGCCAUCUGCAAGCCACUCCAUUAUGCCACCAUCAUGAACCGGAAGGCGUGCCUGUUCCUCGCCGUGGGCACCUGGUUUGGCGGCUGCCUUCACUCAGCCCUGGAGACAGCCCUUAUUUUUCGCCUGCCCUUUGGAUGGAGGAACCGAGUGAACUAUAUUUUUUGCGACAUCCCAGCUGUGCUGAAACUGGUCUGUGCCGACACCUCACUCAACGAGACGGUGACCAUGGUUGACGUUGGCCUGGUGGCCGUAACCUGCUUCUUUCUCAUUCUGACUUCCUACGUGUAUAUCGUGUCCACUGUACUGAAGAUCCACAGUGCGGAAGGGCGUCAACGAGCUUUUUCAACCUGCUCAGCCCACGUCAUCCUGGUGGUGACUUACUAUGUCCCCCUUGUCUUCAUCUACCUGAGGCCAGGAUCCCAGGGACCGUUGGAUGGGAUGGUUGCCGUGUUCUACACUUCCCUGACUCCACUUCUGAAUCCCAUAAUCUAUACACUGAGGAACAAGGAUAUAAAAAUUGCCUUAAUGAAAUUGUCCAGUAGGACACCCUAG